Molecule: messenger RNA, 2450 nt
Organism: Acipenser ruthenus (sterlet)
Lineage: Eukaryota; Metazoa; Chordata; Actinopteri; Acipenseriformes; Acipenseridae
Product: intermediate conductance calcium-activated potassium channel protein 4-like
Exons: 9
Coding region: 8-1543 (511 amino acids)
Biological process (GO): potassium ion transmembrane transport
Cellular component (GO): neuron projection; neuronal cell body; plasma membrane
Molecular function (GO): calmodulin binding; intermediate conductance calcium-activated potassium channel activity; small conductance calcium-activated potassium channel activity
Source: RefSeq, a predicted model, not a curated record
UACUCAGAUGUCGCUCUCAUCGCUCGCUGUGCCCUCUAGUACCCACAGACGCAGCACCAGCUCGGUUGUCGGGGAAAAAGCAGACUUAGAACGAGAACGAGAAGGAGAAGACUCGACUGUCACCAUGGAACUGAUGACGACACGUUCUCGCACCUCUCUUGUGAACUCGAGCACGGGGAAUGGGAACGAGGAGGUGUCUGCUGAAAUCACCAUGCCGGCUCCCGGCUCACCGAACCACUGCAAGCUGCGCGAUAGGACCAUUCUUUCAGAGGAGAAGCGCAGGCUGUGCGGCUGGGCGCUCGGCAUUGCCCUCUCCGGGAUUGUUCUCAUGAUUCUGCAAACCGAACUUUGCUGGUUCGUCUGCGGCAAGGAUUCGGUCUCUGUCUUCAUUAUCAGAUUGCUGAUCAGCCUGUCCACUGUGUGUCUGCUGGGGCUGCUGGUGGCGUUCCACUACAAAGACAUCCAGGUGUUCAUGAUCGAUCAUUCCGUGGAGGACUGGCGCAUCGCCCUCACUUCCUGCCGCAUCUUCUCCAUCUCCCUCGAGCUGGUAGUGUGUGCCCUGCACCCCGUCCCACUGGCCUGGCUCCCGGGGAGCGGAGAGGACGGGGUGGACGGGGAGGGGUUGAGGAGGACGGGCUGGAACUCCACGCUCCCCACCCCUCCCGCCUGCUCCCUGCCGGUCUGGGAGCUGCUGCUCAGCUCCAUGAUGUUCCUGCGGCUGUACCUGGUGCCUCGCUCCCUGCUGCUUUACAGCAAGAUCCACCAGAGUGCCUCUUACAGGAGCAUCGGCUCCCUCAACAACAUCAACUUCCACUUCCUCUUCGUGCUCAAGCUGCUGAUGAACACCCAGCCCGGCCUCACGCUGCUCGCCUUCAUCGUCUUCCUCUGGCUCACCGCCUCCUGGAUCCUCACUCUCUGUGAGAGGCAGAGUGAAGGUGCUGUGGGCAGCAUGGAAGAUACGGUGUGGCUUGUCGCCAUCACCUUCUUGACGAUCGGAUAUGGAGAUCUCACCCCCAAGACCACCUGUGGGAGGACAGUCUGCCUGCUCACCGGAGUCAUGGGAGUGGGAUGCACCGCCAUGCUGGUUGCUGUCGUCUCAAAUAAACUGGUGCUCAACAAGGCUGAGAAGCACGUGCACCAGUUCAUGAUGGACACAAAGGACACCAAGAAGAUACGCAACGCGGCAGCCAACGUCUUGAGGGAGUGCUGGCUGCUUCACAGGAGCAGCAGAGACAGGAGACACGGCGGAGAACACAGGAGGGACCAGAGACGACUGCUGAAGGCCAUCCAAGUAUUUCGGAACGCUAGGCUCCAGCAGAGGAAGAAGACAGAUCAUGGUAAUAAAGUGGUGGACCUCUUAAAGCACCUGCAGAGGAUAACGUGUGAUCUCAAUGCGAACUGGAGCAACUCGUACAAGGAGCUGGAGCAGAGGAUCGACUCCAUGGAGCAGAAGAUGGAUGCGCUGAGAAUAGCCUUCCAUGACAUAUCGCAGCCCCUCUCAAGAGCCGUGCAGCACAGAGCAGAGGACUACAGCCUCACGUAGAGCCCUGUGUGAGGGGCUGGGGCUGGGAGGGUGUCUGUCUCCAGCCACCCAUCUGUCUGCCUGUCUGUCCAACAAGACUCUUGUUGACCAGGAAUAGUUGGACCAGAGCAGCUGUUGUUCUAUCCUCCAAACACCAGGGGGCAGACUACAGCUUGUGAACAGCCACGGGACUCUGUGGUAAAGAAACUCAGGAAAGCCAUGUGCCUCUUAACAAGCAAAUCAAAUGAUUUUUUAAAAUCUUUUUUCUUUAAGAACACAAACUGUGACGUGAACAAUUAGGGUUGAUCUGGGGUGCAUUUCCACGCUAUGACCAGGUCAUCUGGUUGUGUGUUUUCGUGAUCAGGUCACUAGACCUAGCGGUCACGGGUCCACUGAACCAGUGAACUCGGUUUGUGGCACGGCUCAUGGUUGUAAACAGCGUCAUGUGCACAUAUCUGUGCUCUGAGUUCAUCCGAUUCUGGCCUUCUAGCUAUUCCAAAGACUAAAACAAAGGGCGAAAGAGCUUUUAGCUGUAAUGCACCGAGAUUGUGGAGUACAUAGAUUGCCAUCUGAUAUCAGGGAAGCUCGGGUCACUAAGCUUGAGGUUAAAAAGUCAUUUUUUUAGAUUAACUUUUGAAUCCUGAUUUUGUGUCUCAAUCUAUUAAUAUUGUCAUUUUACUCUUCUCUUUUUAUUAAUGUUAUUUUUAUGUUUUUCCUUCACUGUGUUUCUGUUGCUUUUAAUUAUUGAAUUGUUCCUUAGUAACUGUUAUCUUGCUAAUCUUCUUAUUAUUAAUCGUACCAUGUUUUCUGUUGUCUGUGUUUAAUUUGACUGCAUUCUUGUUGUUGAUUUUACUGUAUUGUAAAUUGCUUUUGGGACACUGGUGUGAAAGGCGCUAUAUAAAUAAAUAAACUUUAAACUUUAACCAGA